This is a messenger RNA of Durusdinium trenchii, 1307 nucleotides long. The record is from the annotation of a GenBank genome assembly. Lineage: Eukaryota; Dinophyceae; Suessiales; Symbiodiniaceae.
CGUGAUUUGUUCGACUCAACAUCUGCCCAUCCAAACCUUCGUUCGCAUGGCGAGCCGUUCCAGAACGGCCCUUCGACUCGGUCUAUCACUGCUGGGUCUUAGCCGCUGUGGCCUAGGGUUCGAGACCGGCGAAGUCCCUUCUGAACUGGAAUCCUACGUCACCGACCCCAUCGCCCGGCACACCGCUUGCGCAGUGGAUGCGAACACCGCCACGGUUUGUGUGCUGGAAGGCUUCGUCUCGCAAGCGACCACGCUGGAUUACUACAUCUUGACCUUGCCAGAAGAGGGCCUGCUCUAUGAGACGUCGCCCAACUUCCGGAGCUUCGGCUCGGCGCCGCUGAUGGCGCCCGAGCCGAUCGGUCCCCAUUUGCUGCCCUUGCUGGUCACGGACCCCAAGCACCAGGUGGUCUACGUGCCUCCGGCCAACAAGUGGCCAACACCUAAUGCCUGGACCGCGUUUACCUUUGUGGUGGAGUCACCUCUCCGCGAUGAGGCGACCGGCCAGAUGGUGAUGACGCGGAGUGAGCCGGGCCUGGUGGUCUUGGCGAACCCGGAGCAGCAGAUUGCGGGCUCGGACUUCAGCCUGGCGAACAGCGCGGAUGGCUGGAGCUUGUCGGGGCAGCUGGAAGUGGUGGCUGGUAAUGCUCCCAGUCAGGGUGUGAGACAUCACGCGUCGGCUUGGGGUGGGUUGAAUCACUACAUCUAUGGCGCCGACGAAGUUCAGAGCCUGGACUUUGCCACGGGAAUCGACUUGGCACGCUGGUACUUCGAGGCCUCUCCCAGGAUCUUCCAUCGGAAGGAGCUCGCGGCCGCCUAUGGCGGCAUGCUGCGCUUCCGUGUCCGGUCGCAGUACGGGAACUUCUUGGAGUUGAAUGAUCCACUGGACUGGGUGACGAUCGAAUGUCAGUCCUGUGACAGUGGACAGGGCGCGCGCAUCGUGCGCUUUGUGGAUGAGACUCUCCGGUGGAUCGGCAACGAAGUGUACAUGGAGUUAUACUUGCAUGAGAAUGGCAGGUGGUCCUACGACCCCCUGAACUCUGCGGCAGAGUUCACCUAUGCCACGCAAUGUCAGAUCGCAGCCAUCCUGACCAACGUCUCCCGGAUCGCCAUCCUGGGCGACUUCACCCGAGGUGGUGAAGGCAUUGCCCUGGACGAUGUCGCCAUCGUGGCGGCGGAUGCCUCGCUGCAGCCGGCCUAUCCGUUGUCGUGUCAGCAGGGAUGCAUUUGCCGGCACAACCCGUCCUUGAUCCACCCCACCUGCUGUUGAGCUUCAGAGACUUGGCCAUGCCCACAGAGCGAACUCUGGA